Molecule: messenger RNA, 2060 nt
Organism: Hydra vulgaris (swiftwater hydra)
Lineage: Eukaryota; Metazoa; Cnidaria; Hydrozoa; Anthoathecata; Hydridae
Molecular function (GO): zinc ion binding
Source: RefSeq, a predicted model, not a curated record
CGCACUAUUUGGCAGUCAAAAAACUUUGUUGUUUAUCUAUUUUUUAGUGGAUUUCGUAUGAAACUUAUGAAGAUGUGGUCGAAUUCUUCUUAUUUUAAUACACUAAACAAAAGUGAUCAACUAGAUUACAAGAAAAAAUUGACAUUAGAAAAUAAGGAAACGUUGCCAGACCCGUAUUCAAUCGAUAAACCUUAUUGGAGUACAGAUUUGACAAAAAUACCAGAUAUAUCUUGGGGUGACGUUUAUAAUUACCUUAUCAAUUCUACAAGUGAGUACACCCAUGAAAAGCUUAAAGCUUUUAAAUCUCUUGAGGCAUAUAACUUUUUUUUGUGUGGACAUGUUAAUGACAUUUAUUACUAUGAAGUUUCGAAAGAUUGUGAAUUCUGCUUUUUAAAAUCAAAGGUUCUUCCAAGUCAAAGGCAAGGACAAAAUCAAAAACUAUACAGUGUUUGGGUUGUUCUUCAUAAAAAAAUUGGAUAUAUUUUAACUGGCAAUUGUAAAUGCAUGGCAGGUCUGGGAUCUGUAUGCAGCCAUGUGGCUGCAUUGCUGUUUAAGAUCGAAGCAUGCAUUCGAACUGAAGUUCAUAAGACUGCAGUGACUAGUAAAUUGUGUCAAUAGAACCAAAUAAAAAGUAAAGCAGAAGCAUCAUCAUUGCAAAAUAUAUCUUUUAAUAGACCAAAACUUAACGAUUUACCAAUUGAAAGGACAUUGUCUAACAGUAAUAGUAAAAAUUAUACUGUCAAUGCAGAACAAUCCAUUAUAAAUUUAGGUGUAGAUAAAGUCAUAGAACUGCAAAAAAAUUAUGCUUAAAGCAGCUUAUUUUAACGAUGUAAAUGUCUUGGAACUUUCCUAUGAUACUGAGGGUACUUUAACAUCUGAUGAGAAUGAAGAAAAUCUAUGUUCAGAAUCUCUUACUAGUCUACUUGAUUAUGAAGCAAUCAAUUUAGAUAGUGCCACUCUCAAAGAUAUAUGUAAUUUAAAAUAUGAAGAAUACAAAUCAACUUACACUUCAAAUUCAUUUAAAUUUUUUAUCUGAAAGUACUAAACUGCAAAGUUUAUCUAGUGCAUGGAAUAUUCACAGAGCAGGCAGAAUUACAGCAUCUAAUUUUUAUGAAGUUAUGCAUUUUAAAUAUAAAAACUCAAGUAACUCGUUGCUUAAUAAGUUAAUGUGUUAUACCAAAGCACCAAACACACCUUCUUUAACUUACGGCAGAAAAAUGGAAUGCAAAGCCAGGAAACACUAUCGAACUAUUAUGAAAGAAAAACACAAUGAUUUUCAAGUGACAGCUACUGGCCUUCAUAUUUAAUACAAUAGACAUAUCUAGGAGCGUCCCCUGAUUCUAUAGUGAGCUGCUCUUGCCACAGUGAUGGUUUGCUCGAAAUUAAAUGUCCAUUUAUUUAUCGGAAUGGUUUAGUUAACUGGGAAAUGGAUAAUAGUUUCCCUAUUGACUCAUCUGGAACCAUGAAGAAAAAUCACAAAUAUUAUGCACAAGUUCAAGGUCAAUUAUAUGUUCUAAAUAAAGAAUAUUGUGAUUUUUUUGUCUGGGCUCCAAAUCAUUAUUUAUUAUUUCGAGUAACUAAAGACUUAGAGUUUAUUGAUGAAAUGAUGCCUUUGCUCUGGAAAUUUUUCAUUGAAUGUUUACAACCUGAAGUUGUUACACGCAAAAAUGAUGUAUGUUUAGACAAUAAGCAAAAGUAUUACUGUACUUGUAAAAGACCCUGUUUUGAACCAAUGAUAGCUUGUGAUAAACCAGGUUGUAAAGUUGAAUGGUUUCAUUAUUCUUGUGUGAAAAUUACACGGGCUCCAGUUGGUCCAUGGAUAUGCAACAGUUGCUCAAAAUGAAAUUAUAUUGAAUAUGAUUCUGCAUUUUAACACUGUUACUUUGCUGUUUGUAAUCUGUACUCCAAUAAGGUUUAUCGAUUGACUACGGUUCCGGCAACGUUUCACUAUUUGCUAAUGUUAUUCAUCUUGUAAUCUAGAUGAUCACUGCUGUUUAGUUUUAAAAGAAAAGUUUUAAAAGCGGUUAUUUUCAUAGCCACAUGUUGUUAAAAUCAUUAUU